AUGCCCCUCCCCCAAAAUAGGAGGGCCAGUCUGGGAACCCACGUUCAGGUGGUGCACGACCUGCACGUAGACGCCCAGAGAGGGGUUCUCCAUCACGCUGUACGCUGGUGGUACCCUCCCGGUGGUAGACAAAACGAAAGUCGCGCGCAGUGGGGGGGAAUAGGGAGGAGCCUACGGGACUCUCUCAGAUCGAACGAAACACGACAGCAAAUCUGCCACUUGACUCCGGUUGCCAGUGAGAGAAUGGUUCUUCCCAGGCCGUGCCAGCCAAUUUGGCUGAUACCCGAAGUGGUGCAGCAUGGCACUACCACUAGUUGGGUUGAC
This is a messenger RNA of Iphiclides podalirius (scarce swallowtail), 324 nucleotides long. Lineage: Eukaryota; Metazoa; Arthropoda; Insecta; Lepidoptera; Papilionidae. The record is from the annotation of a GenBank genome assembly.